This is a messenger RNA of Eriocheir sinensis (Chinese mitten crab), 5498 nucleotides long. RefSeq names its product TLC domain-containing protein 3A-like. NCBI's taxonomy places the organism in Eukaryota, Metazoa, Arthropoda, Malacostraca, Decapoda, Varunidae. Gene Ontology annotation, biological process: lipid homeostasis. The transcript is spliced from 5 exons. The record is from RefSeq and is a predicted model, not a curated record. Gene Ontology annotation, cellular component: endoplasmic reticulum; membrane. The coding region runs from base 625 to 1200 and encodes 191 amino acids.
AAAGGGUUAAUAAUUUUCUUUUCUACCAGCAGGUACCACGUUUGGACAUUUGGCUUCAAAAAACAGCCAGUAUUAUUUUUUUCCGAAAUAGAAAAGAGGAACCAAGUUAAGUCAAAACAGUACUUGUCUCCGAGUCGCCGCCGGAUACUCGGCGGAUAGCCAAUACGGUCCAAUGGAUACACAACUACUUACCAUACUCAGAAACAAAUGCGGAGCACUGACGCACACCCUUCCCCUACGAGAGCAAGUGGAAUACAGAGGAUAUACACAUCAAAUGUUGCAAAAUAACCAUUGUUGUGUGAACGAUGCGCGCGAAAAUUAGAAACACGCAAGUGUGUGAUUCCAAAUGGCACAGCUAGAAAUACCCUUCUAGGGUUAAUUACUUACAUUCCUUAAAAAAUACAUGCAUAAGAAAAUAAGGAAUCUGCAAGAGGCCAGUUGACCUACACGUGGUCGUUCCUGUAAAACUAUAAACUCUAAGAUACUGAACAACUGCAAGGCAUUGUGAUUAGACAAGAACAAGCAACCCAUAUACCACCGCUUCCGGCUGGCUACUGACUGAGGGCCGCUCCAUGUAUUCUUCCUCCAAGAUAGACGAAGCCUUAAGUGGGCUUGUGAACUGCCAUGAACAGAGUGGUGGCUGGCUGUGCCCUGUGUUCGGCCUCAGGGCUGCUCUGGAUGGGACUUUUCCGCCUCUCAAAUCACCUGAUGACCCAGCUCUUCAAGGCCAAGAAGUGGAGUGUCUCGGCACACCACAUAAUGAACAUGAGUGAAGCCAUUGUUUCCAGCUUGCAGGCCGUGGCAUCCUCUGUUUGUGGAGUUGUGGUGGUGGUCUCCUGCAGGCAUGAUGUGAUGAAGGCAGUCCAUCCUCUUGCUUCCUGGUAUGCCUGGGUUGCAGGAAGCUACUUCAUUUAUGAUGCAAUAGCAAUGUAUCAGGUCCACCUGGCAAGCUUGGCAGAAGUUCCCAAGAGGUUCAUUGACCGAGUAUGCAGCUACCUGAGGCGGAGGACACUCUUAGUUCUUCACCAUGUUGUUGUGGCUUUUGUCCUUGUACCUGUGCUGGUGUACAGGAGCGGGCUGGGAGACUUCUUUGUGGGCUGCUUUUACUGUGUGGAGCUUAGUGGACCCUUCACUAACAUGAGAGUUGUGUUGAGCAGACUCGGCCUCAAGACUUCAAGGUACGGCGGCUCCCUUUCAUAACAGGGGGCUUUGUGGUGCAGUGGUUAGCACACUUGGCUCACAAUCGAAAGAGCCCGGGUUCGAUUCCCGGGCGGAGUGGAAAAAUUUGGGCUUCUUUUCCGAUACUCUGCGCCCCUGUCCACCCAGCAGUGAAUGGGUACCAGGUAUUAAUUGGGGGUUGUGUCCCAUCUCUUGGGAUCUGUUCCCUUCUCCUAUAAUUCCUUCCCCCUCCUGUCUCUCUCCGGCAUAUGACCACAGAUGUUGUGCCGACUAAACGAAACUUUCCAACUACUUUCUCUCUCAUAACAUAUUUUAUUUGUGGGAAAAUUGUUGACCUUCUCCCUGUCACACUAGUAAGGAGACUUUCAGGGGCUGCACUGGAUAUCUUAACUUGAUGGGUGGGUUAAACAAACUUCCCAUGUGAUUUUCUUAACCCCUUCCCGGCGGCAGGGCAGAUGUAUGUACUACCAAAAAAAAAAUCGUCUCUGUAUAGACGCUGUCGAUUUUCAUCCAUACAUGUAUAUAUAGAUUCCCCACAAGUGGGCAUUCCAGAUUAACGUCUAUAUAUUGACUCUGCUGCAAAACUGAACAAACAUUUGAAUCUACAUAUAGAUGUUAUUUAAGUUAGAUUGGUUAUAUGUAUAUUUAUAAAAUUAUAUGAAUGUUUAGAGUGUAAUCACUGACAGUAGAUGAAUCAGGAUCAUCAAAAUCAUUAAAAAAAUCAGCAACUAUAUCCUCAGCUACCAAAGAAGUCAUUUCUUCCAGCUUAAGAGGUAUCUUUCUCCUUGACAUGAUAGACUAUAAUAACAAAAGAAAAUAGACAAAAUGCAAAAAUUCCCAGUGUUAGCUGAUGAGCGUUGCACAUCCACCACCGACAAAGCACAAGCGGUGACUGUCCUUGAGAGGCAAUGUCAGUAAGUGUCAGGGGGUUUGAGAUGCCUAAUAACGAUUUAUUUUGUUAAUUUUGUUAGUGGUAAGGAAUCUUCUAUAUAUAGACCAUACUACAAUCUAAUGUGGGCAAAUGAGAGCAAACGUCUAUAUAUAGACGCACCGACAAAAAGUCUCAAUUUCAAAAUGUUUAUAAAUAGAUCCUCCGCCGGGAAGGGGUUAAUAAUCAUCAUCGCCUUUAUCGCUCCACUGCAGGGUAUUGGCCUCUUUCAAGUCUCUCCACUAGUUGCUGUCCUGCUCCUCUAGUUUCCAGUUCCAGUGUAAACAUUUCAUAACCUUAAUUUCCUUUCCUUGGGUCUUUUUCUCAGUUACUUCCUAGUCUGUCACUCAUUUUGUUCCUCUGUUGUCCUCCCUCCUAAAUAUGUAUCCUACCCAUUACAAUUUUUAGAAUGUGAAUUCCUUUUAAUUAUGUGAUCUAUCUCUGUCAGUUCCAUUAACCCUCAGAGGACGGGUGAUAUUCUGAAACGUCAUGAGUGUGAUGGGCUCAAUGAUGAGGUGACGUUCUGGAAUAUCCUUCGAAUUUGAUGUUGAGCUCAGUGGUACGCUCUAAUUGUUAAGAUCAAUGAUACACUAAAUAUUAGUAGAUUCCACUGUAUUUGUGGUGUCUAUAUAGGGCUGGCCUCGGCUAACAAAAUGUGGGAGAUUAACCCCUGUGGGACGGGAAGCGGCAAUUGCUGCUCUGCUUAUAUUUCACUCAUGUUAGCCAUUAUCUCAAAUUUUUUCCUCCCCAAAUAUGUCAACACUUGUCCUGAGUACUUUUAUCAUCGAGUCAAUGCAUCUGAGGCUUCCUUAGUGGGAAUGUCUGCGUUCGUCGGUCCGUGCGGCCAGUGGCUACGUCCACUCCGAUAGCUAAUUCAUCACAUACUGAUCGCUCAAUUGAGUGCUAGACCUUCCGACAGUGCAAUAGAACAUGAACUUGAUAUUUCUGUUGUAACUCUGGAAAGUGAUUCUGAGUGGAGUGACAAUGAUUCUGAGUGGCAUAGUACAAGUAGCGAUGAUGAUGGGGCAACCACCUCAGGUCCACCAGCUCUGACCACGUGCACUGCUGUGACACUUUCCACACCUGUUACUGCCCCGUCCACCAGUGGGCAGGAAAUGACAAGGCCAAAGUCUAUACAUGCCAAGUCAAGUCACUCUGCCUUCAAAAUUGCUUCUAGCACACGCAGUGGGUGGUUUGGGGUGGAACAGCGUGGUGAUGUCAUUUGAAUCCAAAUACCCGCCAGUUCACGGGUGACUAAAGCUGUGGUAGUGUGUGCACUUUGGAUGUGGUCUCUCGCCUUCUUUCACCGUGCAUUCAGGCAAGCCAUUGACGAAAAAAAUAUGCCUUUUUAUUGUGCUAUGCGUGACUAAUUCCAAUGCCUACAAAUGGCAGUGUGGGGUGUGAGGGAGGUGCAUGUUGAAGUGAUUGAUUUAAAUUAGUCAGCCUUUCCUCAUUCUCUCUAAAUCCCAGUAUCUACAUUCUCUAGUUUGGCUCCAAGCAACGUCCUCCCACAAAGCUGUGUAUGACUUAACUUGGUAUAUAUAGACUUUGGAAAAGGCAGCCUUCUGCUCCCCUUACAUCUUCGCUACGUUCUUCUCCACCUGUAUCUCCUCCAAGGUCCAGGAGGAGGAUUGAGUUUGCAUUAUCCUCUUCCUCUGCUGAAUCUUCUCCUCCCAGAAGUGAUGCAAGAGGCCAUACACAAGGAAGGGCAGGCAGAAGAGGAAUAAGAGGGAGGAGAGCAAGACAAACACGAGUUGGGAGGGGAAGGGGAGUGCGGGGUGAUAAUGUUAUCACACCUCCACAGCGUGUUAGUCUAAGCCAUAGCAAGCCAGAGUCGAGAAAGAAAACGGACACAGUGACUCGGUCACCAAAUAUCUGCAGUAAUUACUCCCAUUCAACACACUGUAUCUCAAUAACUACAGAAUAUAAACAAUUUGGGAAGAUUCCAUUUGAAAGAGAAAGAGUUAAUGAUAGUCAGAACGCAUAUUUCAUUCACCUCGUUUCUCUAGUUAAAGAGUAUUGAUAAAGUGAAUGUCGAUGAAAAUAAGAGUAAAAAUAAGAGCGUGUUUGCCUGUAUGGCGAGACAGGAAAUUACAACCCGGCCCGUCCCGUAGAGGUUAAGCUUUAUUUCUGUUCACAUUCAUAGAGUUAGUAUGCUUGCCUUUUUAUAUGAUUCUGAGUUCUAUAGCCUCACAAUCACUAUCUGUGGAAAAUGUACAGCCUACAUGAUAAGGCUCAGUUUGCUGUCAGACGCCGCUGCACAUUAAUGUGCUCAGUUUCUCGUCAGACACCACAAUACAUAACUGGUUGGACACCUUCACCAUGCUGUUAAGGGCAAAUGACAGUAUAAAGAGAGUGACAAACAGGGUGGAAAAGAAAGCAAAAUAAUAUUGAUGGCAGGAGGGAAAACAAGGGCCAGAUGAGACUGAGGGAGGAAAACAGCCCACUACUUCUGCUGUAACUUCCCAACUACAAUUAGUCAUUGCUACUUCUACUACCACUACUACUGCUACUACUACUAUUUCUACUACUGCUACUACUCCUAUUUCUACUACUGCUACUACUACAUUUGAGGCGCUUAGAAUCAUACUGUACCAAGCGCCAUAGUACCCGAAACUGGGUUAAGCAUAGUACUGUGUUCCCCAAACAUCCCUCUAUCUGGCGAACGAGUCAGAGGUACAGAAUACAUGCCGCACUAAGGUCGAAAUUCCCAUUAAGUAAACAUUACUUUAACCCCUCCAUCGUACAGCCUCUAAAUAAGCCCAGAGCUUGGAAGCAUAAGAUACCAACCUUCUUCUUAACCCUUAAAGCGCGGGCUUGUUUUGCCGCGCCUGUCCUCCCAGGCAGGCAUAUUCAGGCAAAAACAUACCUCAAUUCAACCUUUCAUACCUUCACUCCUAUUUCACUCAUAUGAUGCAAUGAAGCAUCAUUGUAAAGUACAUACCCUUACCUGUCCUUUGACGUUAAGUUGAAGACUAUGUGACCAUUGGUAGAGCAAGUACAGAAUAUUGAAUUAGGAUCACUGAAAGCCAAUGUUGGCAAAAACCAAUGUUUUUUUUUUUUUUUUUUUAACAAAAAACAUGUUUUUUUUGGUUUAAACUUUUUAUUUUGUUUAAGCCAUGUUUUUUUUGGUUUAAACCACUUUUUUUUUUUUUCAGUAUGUUUAUUCCUGCAGUUCUAUCCGUAUAUACAUAUAUGAGUUUGAAAAGGAAUUAUAGAUAUAUUUACAGAUGGAUUUAGCAAUAUAUUCAUUUAAUCUUCAUACAGUCUGUAAAAGAGGCAAAAUGCAGCUUCUCUAACAUGCUUUUUAAUUGCAAUGUUAAAGAGUAGUAAAACAUGAAAGACCUCUUCUAAUUUUCCAGUUGCAUGCUACAAAAACAGUUGUAAGAGA